This is a messenger RNA of Osmerus eperlanus (European smelt), 2205 nucleotides long. RefSeq names its product acyl-CoA dehydrogenase short chain (gene acads). The transcript is spliced from 10 exons. Gene Ontology annotation, molecular function: flavin adenine dinucleotide binding. The coding region runs from base 45 to 1262 and encodes 405 amino acids. Gene Ontology annotation, cellular component: mitochondrion. NCBI's taxonomy places the organism in Eukaryota, Metazoa, Chordata, Actinopteri, Osmeriformes, Osmeridae. Gene Ontology annotation, biological process: fatty acid beta-oxidation using acyl-CoA dehydrogenase; butyrate catabolic process. The record is from RefSeq and is a predicted model, not a curated record.
CACACACACAAACCAGAGUUGCACAAGCAAGCUGAAGAGUAAUAAUGGCAGCACUUUUCAAAGCAAAGAAAGCCCUGGGGCUGUGUCUAAGUGGCUGUCGUGGACUAACACAGCUUGCCGAGCUACCUGAGAUGCACCAGAUGCUCAGGCAGACGUGUAGAGACUACGCAGACCGAGAACUAGCCCCUAUUGCCGCGCAACUAGACAAGGAACACAGGUACCCUGCCAAACAGGUACGGGAGCUGGGGCAGAUGGGUGUGAUGGCCAUCGAGGUACCAGAGGAACUUGGUGGAGCUGGGAUGGACUACCUGGCCUACAGUCUGGCCGUGGAGGAGAUCAGUCGAGGAUGUGCCAGUACAGGAGUGGUGGUUUCUGUCAACAACUCUCUCUACAUUGGCCCAGUGUUAAAGUAUGGAACGGAGGAGCAGAAACGUGAGUGGAUUCCUCCCUUCACCACAGGAGAGAAGGUUGGCUGCUUCUCCCUCAGUGAACCAGGCAACGGCAGUGACGCGGGGGCGGCGUCUACGCUGGCCCAGCAGGACGGGGACGAGUGGGUGCUGAACGGGACGAAGGCCUGGAUCACCAACAGCUGGGACGCCUCCGCCACGGUCGUCUUCGCUACGACCGACAAGAAACUCAAACACAAGGGCAUCAGUGCUUUCCUGGUCCCCAUGCCUCACCCGGGCCUGUCCCUGGGCAAGAAGGAGGACAAGCUGGGCAUCAGGGCGUCGUCCACCGCCAACAUCAUCCUGGAGGACUGCAGGAUACCACUGGGCAACAUGCUGGGCCCCCGAGGGGCAGGGUUCAAGAUCGCCAUGCAAACCCUGGACAGUGGGCGUAUCGGUAUAGCCUCCCAGGCCCUUGGGAUUGCACAGGCUUCCCUAGACUGCGCCGCGGACUACUCCCACAAACGCAUUGCGUUCGGCGCCCCCAUCGGCAAGAUGCAGGCCAUACAGUUUAAACUGGCCGACAUGGCCGUGGCGUUGGAGAGCGCUCGCCUGCUCACUUGGAAAUCGGCGCUGCUACGAGAUGCCAAGAUGCCCUACUCGAAGGAAGCAGCCAUGGCCAAACUGGCAGCGUCUGAGGCUGCCACCUUCUGCGCUCACCAGGCCAUCCAAGUUUUGGGAGGAAUGGGUUAUGUGACGGACAUGCCCGCAGAAAGACACUACCGGGACGCACGCAUCACAGAAAUCUACGAGGGCACCAGUGAGAUCCAGAGGCUGGUCAUCGCCGGACAGCUACUCAAGGAAUACAAGCAGUAGCGUUCAGGCCGUGCUCUGGUUGGAAGUAGCCCUUCGUAUUGAUCUAGGAUCAGGCAAUCUUACCAUGGGUCCUAAUCCUUCAUCAUUCAGAUAUUGACACGGUCUACGUCAAGAGAUACUGUCGGGGCUAUCCUCCAGUCCAUCCACACCAAUGGGCUUUUACAGUUGGAACCGCUGUGUUCAACACCCAGUACGCCUUUGAGUUUCAGAUCUGCUGCUCUCCCUCAUCCCCCAUUUGAAGAGUAACCGGGAUAAAACGCCCCUCUCAAGAACAUUAUUUACGUGAUAAGACUAACCUGCCUUACAAACAUUCAUCUUUUGCUGUGCCUGCGAACCGGAUUCCUUAGAUAUUAGGACGACAGCUGACUUUUGCUCAGAGAAUCUGGGGAAAACAUCAAGUACUAAGACUUGGAAGCUGUCUCUCGCACCAUCUGUUGUUUUUUUUUGUGUGUGCUGUAAUACCCAUUCUUACAAGAAGGGAGCAGCGAUGUAUCUCAGCUGCCUUUUUUCCCCUCAAACGUCACCAGAGCGCAGACGACACUUGAUGGAUGCACACUGGUUCAGGAUCUACAUAGAUGUGUACACGCCCAGACUGCUUUUGGUGGCUGUAGCAUUGCUGUGACUGCCCAUCUAUUGCCAUGUCGUAGGCAAGUGGUAGCCAAACAGCGGUGUCUAGGAACAUUUCUGGUCAACUUUUGAUUGCAUCAAAAUGGUGUAGGCCUACCAGGUUAUGAUCCUAAAGUUUGCGGUUUGAUCCGAAGAAACGGUUAGUGCAGGAGUUGUAAUCACUGUCAGCUUGAUCUGUUUGAUUAUUUAAGAUUGUAUGCUCUGUGUCGCGCAUUGUAGGACAUGAUCUACACAGUCCUGGUCUGAGCCUCAAUAAAACUGCUAAUGUAAAUAUUUUAGUUAUGAAGCAAAAGGAAAAUAAAAUCAAAUGAUCUAA